This is a messenger RNA of Orussus abietinus, 4648 nucleotides long. It is a transcript of the gene Rim2, whose product is annotated as solute carrier family 25 member 36-A. Gene Ontology annotation, cellular component: mitochondrion. Lineage: Eukaryota; Metazoa; Arthropoda; Insecta; Hymenoptera; Orussidae. The transcript has 6 exons. The record is from RefSeq and is a predicted model, not a curated record. Gene Ontology annotation, molecular function: pyrimidine nucleotide transmembrane transporter activity. Gene Ontology annotation, biological process: pyrimidine nucleotide import into mitochondrion. Bases 323 to 1471 code for a protein of 382 amino acids.
UUCUCUCAGUCCGUCCUGGGCCGCACUUGUUUUCGGCCCGGAUCGCGCAGUUGUUUCUCGAAGCCGCGGCACGCAGCGAGGUAUCGCGGCCUUCCUUAUCCCCGUCGUCGCGGUAACCGGACGAGACCGUAUCGGCGCCUUGCUCGUACACGUCAAGAGACACCCGGAGGACCGUGCACCGCGAGACCACGGAAAACCAGGCCGGGGUCGAGCCAGCGGCGUCGAACCGGCCGCGGUCCCGUGAUAUCUUCCUGCCCCUGAUCCCCGGCGACCCGGGGAACGCGGGGGCCCAGCUCUCCUCCAGGACACCUCCUCGGCGAGGAUGUCGCAGCGCGACACCGUCAUUCACCUCAUCGGCGGAGGAGUGGCCGGGACGGUGGGGGCGAUCGCCACGUGUCCCCUGGAGGUCGUCAAGACCCGGCUGCAGUCUUCGACCUCGGGCUUCCACCCACCACCAGGCUCGCAGGAGUUCAACUCGGGUCAUGUCACCUGCAAGAGCUUCCCUACGCCGCAGCAGAGGCGCCUCUGCACCGGGAAGAACACUAGGUACUCGCCGAUGGCGCUCUCUCACUGCGGCGUGGCGCCUCCAAAAGGGGGCCUACCCCCACCUCCGCCGGGCCUCCUGAAGUGCCUCAAGUACAUCUGGAAGCACGAGGGCUAUAGGGCCCUCUUCAAGGGCCUGGGCCCUAAUCUCGUCGGCGUUGCCCCCUCGCGCGCCAUCUACUUCUGCACUUACUCGCAGAGCAAGAACACGUUCAACACGGUCCUACCGCCCGACACCGCCCUCGUCCACCUGUGCUCCGCCUUCUGCGCAGGUUUCGUGGCAUGCACGGCGACAAAUCCGAUUUGGUUCGUCAAGACGCGGCUUCAGUUGGACCGAGAAACGAACAGGAUCACCGCCCUCGAGUGCGUCCGAAGGAUAUACCAACAGUCGGGUUUCCUCGGCUUCUACAAGGGCAUCGUCGCCUCCUACGUAGGCAUCAGCGAGACGGUCGUGCACUUCGUCAUCUACGAGGCCACCAAGUCCUGGCUGAGCGCGCACCGCGUGCGAACGGUGCGCAACCCUGAAGAGAUGAACCUGAAGCAGCCCCGAGACUUCGGGGAGUUCAUGGCCGCGGCAGCCUUCUCCAAGAGCGUCGCCUCCUGCAUCGCCUAUCCGCACGAGGUGGCGAGAACGCGGCUCAGAGAGGAGGGGACGAAGUACCGGACCUUCUGGCAGACCUUGAACACGGUGUACACGGAGGAGGGCAUCCGAGGGUGGUACAGAGGCCUGAACACCCAGCUCGCCCGGCAGAUCCCCAACACGGCUAUCAUGAUGGUCACCUACGAGGCGGUCGUCGACUUCCUGUCCGACCGUUUCAAGCCCUGCCCUGCUACGAGCAAUCCCAGCGGCGGCGCCAACCCCAACGGCAACGGGAACAGCAACAGCCAGUUCUACGCCGAGGCAAAGGCCAAGCGGGAGCUGGCCUAGGACUUGCUGACGGCCCCCGAGUAGCGGGCCGAGCCCAACCAGUGGUCCCUGACCUGACCCAAGCCCCGCGCGGCCCUGACCCUGACCUUGGCCACCACGUGGAGCGCGUGCGGCCUUGGAGGGAAAAUUGUAUAAAAUGUGGAACAAGGCGGGGAAAAUGUGGAGAAUGUAUUGGAAAAUGUGGGGAGCCCGGAAAAGGGCGCGGAAAAUCACAUUAACGCGAGGGAAAACGAGAAGACCCGAGACGACCACUCGACAGGAGAGACGCGUACCGAGUUUCCGAAGAUGAUUGAAGGGGGACUCGAUAAAGUUUGCGCGGUAGGAGACUCCUCGAGAACGAGCACUCGACUCGUAGGUGGCAUGACUUCUGAGGUAUAUGGAAUAACUGCACGUGUAAAUGGCUACUCCGGGAAUUCAGUGGAGGUAUUCACGGAGGUAUUCAGGAGCUUUUAUAGUGACACUCAUUUAUGGCCAGAAAAGCAAGAUAAAAAAAAAAGGAAGUGCGGCCGAAUGCGUAAUGAUAGAAUCAGUUUGCUUGAGCCAGCGAGUACUGCGGACCGCAAAGUCUCAGGGGAGAAGUAUUUUCCAAUUUUCUGUACAAACAUUUUUACCAUUCCCUCGAAAUUUCGGCACGAACGUUGCUGUUACUUCCUGCAAAAUUCGACAUGAACAAUCGCUGGACGCGCGGCAAAAUUCUCCGUGCAAAUCCGUUGGUAGUUGUUUAUUAAAUCUCGGUAUUGAAUGUCGCCAGACGUGCGACAAAAUGAUCACUGAAUCUCAAGAAGCUUCGAUCCCUCGCCCUCCCAAAAUCAGAAUCUUUCGACUUCUCCUUCGUAACUCAUUAUCAUCUACGUGUGUAGGAGGUCCUUACGAGUCAAUCAACAAGACUCCUUGAGCCUAGGAAUUAAUAUUACCGAAAAAAAAAAAAAAGGUACACCACGAUCGUUCCGUCCUUACAUCAACAUUUAUUAAGCCACCGGAACGAAGGAGCAUCCGGUAAAAAAAUUCAAAGAGCGACCUCCACCCUCUCUCUCUUUUUCUCUCUCAUUCGUCAUCAUUGAACGAAAAUACGCAAAGCCCUCGAGAAUUCCCUCGACUUUUCUAAACAGGAAUACCGAUACUAAAGAAGGAAAUGAAAAUUCCUGCCGAUCUCGAGGGGACAAAAAUCAUUUUUUUAUCGAUGCGAGACCGCCGAGGAACGGAUAAAGAAAAAGGAAUUUUGUACAAUCCGAAAAGAUCUCUCGAGGCUCUCUGGCGUCAUUUAACAAUCAUUGCAAAUGGACGUAUUCAGGCCUGGAAUCGCGCCUCAAUGAUCGCGUUUUUUUACAAGAACUCUUUUAACAUCAAUUAAUAAUCCUACUCGUCUACGGGAUUAGAAAAAGAAAGAAAGAAAGAAAGACCAUUAUUCUCGAGAUGCUUCGCCGAGGGUCGAAUUUCUCAACGAGGCGGAAAUUAUUAAUUAUUAAGACCGUGUGUACAUAUACUUAGUUAAUAAUCGAUAACGCGAUUGUCUCCCUUCGACGUAGGAUUUUUCUCUGUUUUUUAUUUCCCCAUUUUUUUUUCUUCCUCGAGGCUCAGCCUGUGGGUAGAGAGCGAAAGUAGUUCUUUUUUUAUCGUUGUUCAUAGAACAACCUGCGAACCUGUUGUAAAUAGUCGGUUUUUUAGGGCACUAGGAGAUAUGCCAUUUGUAAACUAGAACUGCCGUGGCAAACGAAAAGGUCGUAUAUAUAUAAAAAUAUAUAUAUAUAUAUAUGUAUUGUUAUCUCUAAUGAUAUUCCUUCGAUUUUAUUUUUCUACGGUCUCUGUAGGCUAAUAAAACGAUUUCACGCAACGUUAAACAGUCCUUUCGCGCCUAAAACGAAAUGGGAGAAAGUUGUGAAGACUUAAUUAUAUAUAUAUAUAAAAUGAAAGAAAAGAAAAAAUUGAAAAAUGCAGACACGACCUUUUUGUUCAUCCCGACAGGGUAGGAUUUUGUGUAUAUUAGCAACAAUGGGUCUGGAGGCGAGAAAGUAUUAGGGCAUUAUUGCCUUUCCCUUUCCAAUUUUUUUUAAAGACUUCCUGAACAAAAAAAAUAAUCCAACGACGCGAAAAACUACUCUCGCUCUUUUGCUUUAAUUGAUAGAGGAGAAAAAAGAAAAUAUUAAAAGAGACCAGCAAAGGAAGGAGAACGAUAAUCCUCCAGAAAAUCGAUCCAGGCCCAUUUUCUCUCGUCGACGAAACGGAGACCGUAUAAAUAUUUAUGUAUAAAUAAUCCGUAACAGAGACGAGCGAGUCUGUGAUUUUAGUUUACACCUUUAAACUAUUAAGUGCGAAACGACACUGAUAAAGGAAGUUAAGAAAACUGGACUUCCUCCGGUAUCUGCUUCUACCUUCGAUUAAUAAAACCCAUAAUAAAAUCAAUCGAAUCAAUGAAAAAUCAAAAUCCUAGUCCAAAGCGCCAGAAAAAAGGGGGGGGGGGAUUUGUUUAAAAAAGAAAAUAAUCCCACAUUAUCGCGAGUCAUUCUUUUCCUUCCUUCUCUCGUUUCGUCAAACCAAACAAAAAAAAAAACGAAAAAAAAAUGAAAAAGGAGGUGAAAAGCGAAAGUAAACCAGGGCUGCGAGAAAUAUACAUAUAUAUACGUUUAUAAUAAAGAAAUAUAUAUAUAAGUAGAUAAACGUUAUACGACGAAAGACUGACUUAAUUUUACAGUACUUAGGGACUGAUAAAUACAUCUUAAAAUGAUUUUCCGGCUUUUCAACCAACUCGCGAAGAGAUCGUGUACUUCUCCGUUGAUAAUUAUGACAUUCAAUAGAUUAAAAUAAAAAAAAAAAGGAAAGACGGAUAUUAAAAAUAUAUAAUAAAGAGUCGCGUUAUACUACAAAUAUAUGAUAAGGAGUUAUAUUGAUAAUAGAGGUACGACUUUUUUUUUUAAGGAAACACGUACGAACGAAAUAAAAGAAAAAAAAAACAUAUACUGGAAUAAGCCCAGGAAAUAACUAACGAUUAAUAAUUCAAGGGUCGCGGGAAAGAGCGUCCUCGAAACGAUUAACCCGAUUAAGUGACAUGUAAAGAAAGCUUGACUUUAUGUUCCUACGAUGUACAAAAAUUCGUGUACAGCUCGUGCACUCUCUGUAACGCCUAUUACCCCUUGUAAUAACCGAGAGCAACAAUUAAAGAGGAAUUUCGAAACCUUCCGA